Messenger RNA from Symsagittifera roscoffensis, 1418 nucleotides. RefSeq names its product CLIP domain-containing serine protease HP8-like. The record is from RefSeq and is a predicted model, not a curated record. Bases 570 to 1172 code for a protein of 200 amino acids. The transcript is spliced from 5 exons. Lineage: Eukaryota; Metazoa; Xenacoelomorpha; Acoela; Convolutidae. Gene Ontology annotation, biological process: proteolysis. Gene Ontology annotation, molecular function: serine-type endopeptidase activity.
ACUGAAUGUCCCUACAGCCAACAAAAUGAAAAUCCCUAAAAUUAGCGGAAUAUGAUAACAGUAGCUGGUUGCUGUUAGACGAGUAUCAGACCACAUUAACUUCAUCAAUGAUAUUUUGAUGUUUUCCAAGUUAUUCCAAUUUUAUCUGGCUGUCUCAAAUGCAAAAUCAUGGAUUCAAAUAGAAAUACGUUUAAUGUAAUAAUGCUUCCUAGGAUCUACAGCAAGAUUGGAAGCUAGAUAUUCAUCAGAAACUGAAAAGCUGUCUGAAAAAAUGGUUGCUUUCAAACCCUGUUUCUUGACACAGACUAUUUUGGAACAGAAAUGACAACUGACCGUUCUUCAGUCUGACAUGCGAGAUUCUUUUGAGACGUGCUAAUGGGAAAGGACACAACCUCACCAAUGUCGUGAAUAGUGGGGAUCGAAUCAUCAAUGGAAAUGAUGCAAGCAUAAGCGACCACCCUUGGGCUGUAUACCUGUUAGCAGAUGACGGCAGCGGCUCUCAGUUUAGAUGCGGUGGAUCGAUUAUUUCCAGUGGCGCGGUUGUGACGGCGAAGCAUUGUGUUGAAGAUAUGACGGGGGGUGAGGGUUACUACGGGGAGGCUGUUAUGGACAAAUUCGAUAAAAGCUUCAAGUGGGACAGUGGAAGCGUUGAAAUGCAUCCCCAGAACAUAGAUGUGGCCGUGAUCAGACUGAAGGACAGGAUGGAUCUCAGCAAAGGAGCCAAACGGAUAUUAGUGGCCAAGGGAGGCACGGAACCACAGAAAGAAAUGCAAGUGUUUGGGUGGGGGAAAACUGAAGGCAAUAACCAGGAAGAGGAUCCGGACACAUUACAGUUUGCCGAGAUCUCAUGGCAAGAACCCAAGACCUGCAGAGCUAGGGAUUACGAGUUUUGUGCUUACGGGUCUUCUAGUGGCACUAUACGAGAUUCCUGUGUCGGAGACUCGGGAUCUGGCGUGGAGUGCACAUCCAGUAAUGGGGAGAAGUACUUAUGUGGAGUGGUAUCCAUGGGCCCAGGCCCCCCGAAUUGUGGAACAACACCUGGAAAAUACGUGAAAAUUGGCUACCCAAGUGUUUCAGAGUUCAUACUGAGUGAAAAUAGAUCUUUCGCUGUAGCCCUGAAUGCGCAGAUGGUCCUUGUGUUUCUGCUUUCUAUGAUUAAAACCGUUUUCUAGAUACUGUGCUGCUAUACCAGUUAUCACUCGCACUUUAUUGAGUUAUCGUUUCCGAGAUAGCAUCUUAAAUCAUACGCUGAUUGCAGAUUAAAUAAUGAAUCAAUUCUUUUCAAAAUUUUACAGUUCCUCGGAAAAUUAUAGAUUCUUACAAUCAAAAAGAAUGUUUAUUUUAGAGCUGUGGUUUGGCAGUAAAACACUUAUUACUCUUGCGAUAAGCAGGGGAAUUGCAAUCUGGUACUAGACUUU